Lotus japonicus is the source of this 865-nucleotide messenger RNA. Its product is annotated as heat shock 70 kDa protein 15-like. Gene Ontology annotation, cellular component: nucleus; cytosol. Gene Ontology annotation, biological process: protein folding. Lineage: Eukaryota; Viridiplantae; Streptophyta; Magnoliopsida; Fabales; Fabaceae. The coding region runs from base 1 to 468 and encodes 155 amino acids. The transcript has 2 exons. The record is from RefSeq and is a predicted model, not a curated record.
AUGGGGGAGAGAAAAUAUGAUAGAGAUAGUGGGAGAAAAUAUGAUAGACACAUAGGAAUUCCACUAUGUGCAUUCAUACAGCAAAUAUUUGCCUUGCACAUGACCAGAAAAAACAUACAAAAGGUCUUAAAUGAGUGUGUUGAAGCUGAGAACUGGCUUAGGGAGAAGAAGCAGCAGGACUCACUUCCAAAAUAUGCCAAUCUUGUACUCUUGUCCGCUGAAAUAAGAAAGAAAGCUGAGGCUGUUGAUAGGUUCUGCAAGCCGAUUAUGACAAAACCAAGGCCAGCCAAGCCAGCUACGCCGCAGACACCACCAACCCCACCUUCUAAGGGUGGUGAGCAGCAGCAACCUCAGGGGGAUGCUAAUGCCAACACUCGUGAGAAUGUAGGGGAUAACGGUAAUCAGGCCCCACCAGCUUCUUCUGAACCAAUGGAGACUGAUAAGCUAGAGAACUCAGGCUCUACCUAAUCUUUUUAUGUUGGUUUGUUCUCAUCUCAAGUUCAUGCUAGACUGGUGGGUAGUGUAUAUCUACUACCUUGUGUAUGAUAAUCAUAUCAGUUCAGUUUGGCCUGGAAAAGUGGUUUUGGUUUUGGGCAGGAUCACAGUGAGUGGCUGUCUGGUGUAGAACCCUUUGUUUGUUGGCUGGUUAGUUACUUGAGUUUCAAUCAACAUUAUUAUGAUGGUCUCUAGAAUCCAGACUUUUUCAAAAAAAAAAGGUUUUGAAGAGAAAAUUAUUAUGUUUGGUCUGUCUUCCCAAAUGCGGUGGGAAUAUGCCAAAUUGACGUUAUCCAAGUUUAUAGAUUAUGUGUAACCAUUUUUAGAUUAUAAUGUUACUUUCCCCUACAGGACCUUAAUUUCAUUUUAU